CACUAAGGUCUUAGAAGAGUACUUACGUUGAGAAAGAGAAAAAAAAACAUAAUUUCGAAUUCGCUUUCUGGUACUAUUGUAUGCUCUGUAGAGUUCAUUAACAGGAUAUUCCAAAAUAGUCCGCAUUGUAAACUAAACUCGCAUACGAGUUCGCACGCUGUCUAAAUGAGACCUUAUCCACAUUCACUUGCCAGGACAGACUACACUCUAAACGAUUUGUAAUCUAAUGAACAGUCCCACUGAUGCAUUCACACAUUUAUGUUUUAAAAUACAUACAACAAUAGAUCAGAUUAGGUGACAAACGAAACAAAGGUGAACAGCAUAUUAUUUUUAAAACAUAUCGGCGUGCAAACAAAAGAAACAACAAUGACGUUUGUGAAAACUCUUAUUUAUUUGUAAAUAGAUCAGGCUAUAUGUAUUAAUGGCGCAGUUCAAUCAAUGCAUUAGUCUCGAGCCGUGGGAUCGAGAGCACGUUAGUCCAUAAUCCAAAUAUCUACAAUGAGUGCUCGAACAGUGUUACUUAUGUUUUUCAUUUUGUUCGCUAGUGGAUUAACAUUUCCUAUGAAAAGAAUCAAACAGAGACACGCUAACGAUCGGCCAGUUGCCUCCGUCCCAGAAUCUAACUCCAGCACUGUCACCGUCAUGGAGGUCAGUGUGUCCAAUGAAAAAGAGAAAAUCCUCGAACCUGUGGUUAACAAUGUAAAGAGAUCAGAUUCUCUUGGAGAUAGACUAUUAAACAAAGUCAAAGAAAGAUCACUAGUAAAAAUAAUCAAAAAAUCUAAGAGACCUCGAUACAAGUUGCGUGAUUCAAUUUUGGAAAAUGAUUUGUUCUCAGUUGCGGGACAGGAAGGUAACAAUAACACUGUUACAUUCCAUGAUAUAUUUAAUUCAGUGAAGCCGUCCUUGACGUUAAGCAAUACAACGGCUACCGGAGAGAACAUAUUGAACAUGGAGAAAAAAAAUGAAUUAAUUAACACAUAUCUGCCUCUAAAGUCUUUUGCCAAUGGCAGUGAAAUAGAAAUUAUUAAAAAUACUAUUCUACGCUCUAAAGCAAUAUCAAAUAUUAAACCAACGAAUAAUAUAAGCGAUAAAAGCGUCCAGUCAUCAGCGAGAAGAAACUUGAAACACCAGGUGAGGAAAUACUUUAGACUCCACAGUUCCAUUGCGAAAGAGCUCGAUGCCAGAUCCUUAAUGCCAAAACCAAAAUCAGAUAACAGUCGGAGUUCAGACAGCGAAGCUACUGCAGCACCAGCACUAAAGAUAGACAACGGCGCAUACGGUCAAACACAGGCUCCGCGAAUGCAAUCUAUAGUGCUGCGGUGGAACCUGAUACUAGUAUAAGGAAACAGUAUUCAUGAAGAAUCUUAAACUUAAAUACUCCCUCAUUUUUAUUUAAAUAUUGUUGACGUUAUAGUAGGUCUCAUGUACCUACAUAAUAUAUUUUUUUUAUUGUUGAAAUUCAAUUACGUAUCUCUUAAUGCCGCAAAAUAGACUGUCAAUGUCUUAUCAUUGUUUUUCCCUUAUGCCCUUUAUCUGGGGGAGACUGGACCCAGUAUUAACAAGGAUUUCUUAAAUUUGUCUCACAGAUAGUGCACUUCAGGUCGGGAUCAGUCAGUACCGCUCAAAACGCUGUAGAAUCGAAAUUUUAUGUGCUGUAUCACUAGAAUUUUGCUAUUUUUUUAUUGUUGUUAUUUCAUUCAUGUGACAAGACAUGUGUGUAUUUGAUGUAUUAUAGUCUAGUUUUAUUCUUAUUGCUGUUUUCUAUAUAACUUCAUAACAAGUAUCCAUGGGAUACAAAAAAAAAUGCCGGGUAAUGUAAGUCCGGUAAAACAAAAUAUAUUAAAAGUAUGAUACUUAUUGUUUAUUAUUGCUAUAAUAUAUUGCUUAAAUAAUUUAAGGAUUAGUCGAGUUUUGUUGUUCCAAUUAAGAGGUUUUGUCUCUUUACAUUAAUUAUACUGCUAUUUAGUUCUUAACAUUUUUACAACAUAUUAGGUUUGAUAUAAUUGUUUAACAUAAUGAUAAAAUGCGUUUUUAAGGUUUCAUAAUUUUAAUUUGCUAUGGGUAUAUAAAUCACACACGCUGACAGAUUAGUAAAAUAACAAAAGUAGAAAAAGAUUGUAAGGAAAAUUACGUUUCAACCCUAUGUGGGGUUGUCGUUGGAUUGGUAUUUCAAAAAGCUUACCCUAUCUCGCUUAAACAUAGAAAAAAGCAAUUCGUAAAAGAUUACUCUUCUUAGUAAAAACACUUUAAUGUGCGGCAAAGAUACUCCCAUCUACUUGUUAUGUACAUAAUGUUAACUAAUAGCUCGCAAACUGUCUAAUGUAACGGAUGGGUACUUACAGAACCCUACAAUGAGCAGCCAUUAAAAAAAACAGUUACCCCAGAAAAGUAAGAUUAUUUCACUUCACGAUUAAGGGUAAGAGUUAUUUCACUUUUUUUUUUAUAAAUUCGACAUUCUGAAAAAAGUUACUACAUUUUUGUCCAUAGCAUACGGUUAUUUCACGGUUUGGACGUGUUACAAUCAACAUUUUAGGUAUUAUCAAGUUAAAAUAAUAAUAAUAAUGCAAACCCUGGUCCCCCUAAUAAUAUUGAAUUGUUCUCUUACAUUUUGAGAUUUUAAGUAUGUUUUGACCAUCUUAAACCUGACUAGGACCUAUAUUUUGAAUUUUAAUUCGUAUAAUUUGACGCGUAGCAAAUUAUAAUGUAAUUCAAAGAAGGAGUAAUCAGAACGUAUAGGUACAAUCUAUUAAAGUGUUGAGUUUGCUUUUACAUUAAAAGCUAACAUUAACAAUCGAUAGAUUUUAUGUUAACCAUAACACAAUACCUAUGUAAUUAGUAAAUGGAACAACUAAUGUCUGCAAAAUCGAUGACGUCUGUGCAAAUAAAUCUACAUUUUUUUAUUUGA
This is a messenger RNA of Cydia pomonella (codling moth), 2905 nucleotides long. RefSeq lists its product as uncharacterized. The record is from RefSeq and is a predicted model, not a curated record. NCBI's taxonomy places the organism in Eukaryota, Metazoa, Arthropoda, Insecta, Lepidoptera, Tortricidae. Bases 499 to 1341 code for a protein of 280 amino acids. The transcript is spliced from 2 exons.